AUUGCUUACGCUUUAGUUUGUUGCGUAUUUUAUACAGUUUCAUUAUCAAGCAAAAGGAAUUAUAAAGAAUUACACACAAUAAAUUGAUAAAGAAAUUAGAAAUGUCAUUUUAUUAUUUAAUUUAAAGUAAAUUGUUUUACGCCAAAAUUUUAGUGUAUCGAAACAUUCUGAGCGAACUCCAGAUGUAUGAUUUGAGUCAAUAAAAUGAAAACGAACAAUUAAUCGAUUAUAAAUAUAAACAACGUGAGAUUCAGUGAAUUGAAAAAUAAUCGUGAUUUAUCUAUGGUUUCAAUAAAAAAAUGUAAGAAAUUAAAGCGAAGGAAAAUGUUUGAAUGCAUCCCAUUAAACAAUGCAAUUCGAUAGACAAUUCAGUGAUAAAAUUUCGAAAAAAUCACAAAUUAUUGUAACAAAUGCAUAGGCGUGAAAUUAAGUUUAAAAAAUACGAUGAACAUUUUCGGAAAAUAUGCUCGUCACAGAGUCAAUAUAAAAAAUAAAAUAUGCUUUUGGAGAUUUGUUGUGUUUAGUGCAUUUAUUUUGGGUGUAGUUUCGGCCGUACAAUAUCAAGGUACCGGCAAUGUGGUUGAGAAUGUUGAUAAAACUGGAUGUUGUAAUAAUUCGAGUAAAAAAUCUGAAAAUCAUCGCAUUGAAAUCGAAUAUACAACAACUGUUGUCCAAAAUGAAUAUAUCGUACGUUUCAAGGAGUAUUUUUUGCCCGAGAUACGUGCGCAACACAUAAAAAAUGCCCUGAAUGGUUCGACCGCAUUGAAUUGGCAAGUGAUUAAACGCCAAAAUCCGGCCAGUGAAUAUCCAAGCGACUUUGAUGUUGUUAUGAUCGAUGAAAAUGCACCAUUUACGGCUAUUGAAAAACUACGCACCUAUGAAACGAUCAAAAGUAUUACGCCACAACGUAUGGUGCUUAGAAAUCUUAAAUACAUUCCAAUUGCAAAUGGUGAAAAAGGUAAGCACACGAGCAACAAUACAAAUUACGAAUAUGAUUCGAAUCAAUUCAAUGAGACGGACGAUGAUGAUGGCGGCGGCGGCGGCGGUGCCGGUUAUAUCGAAGACGCGGCUGAAGAAGAAGAGAAUGAACGAUUACUAUUCGAGCUAAUGAAUAAAUUAAAUAUAAAUAAUGCGGACACAAGCAGCACAUCAGACACCGAAUGCGAACAAAAUAAUUGUCAAUUCAAGCAGUUUCAUCAACGCAGUCUCAAAAGUACACAAAACAAAGAUCGAAACAAUGACAAUAAUUCAUCGUUCAAAUCAACGUCAAAUCGGCAUACCAAUCGUCGUCUACUUCGUGCCGCUAUUCCACGUCAAUUAACAUCAAUGCUAAAGGCCGAUGGAUUGUGGAGUAUGCAAGUUACUGGCAAAGGUAUUCGGGUUGCUGUUUUUGAUACAGGACUUGCCAGGGAUCAUCCGCAUUUUAAACGUGUUAAAGAGCGUACAAAUUGGACAAAUGAGAAAACCCUUGAUGACGGUGUAAGUCAUGGUACAUUUGUUGCUGGUGUGAUUGCAUCAAGUAAAGAUUGUUUGGGAUUUGCACCAGAUGCUGAACUUCAUAUCUAUCGUGUUUUCACCAACAAUCAAGUGUCGUACACAUCAUGGUUUCUGGAUGCAUUUAACUAUGCAAUUUUACGGAAAAUUCAUGUUUUAAAUUUAAGCAUUGGGGGACCAGACUUUCUGGAUCAUCCAUUCGUGGAUAAGGUACUUGAAUUAACGGCAAACAAAGUGAUUAUGGUAUCGGCAAUUGGUAACGAUGGUCCAUUGUAUGGAACUCUCAAUAAUCCUGGCGAUCAAAGCGAUGUCAUCGGUGUUGGCGGAAUGAAUUUCGAUGAAAAUAUCGCCAAAUUCAGCUCAAGAGGAAUGACAACAUGGGAACUACCGUAUGGAUAUGGCCGCCUAAAGCCGGACAUUGUCACUUACGGUAGCCAAGUGAAGGGAAGCAAUAUAAAAAGUGGUUGUCGAUCGUUGUCUGGUACAUCGGUAGCAUCACCAGUAGUUGCUGGUGCCGUUACACUAUUGGCUAGUGGUGUCAUUGAUAAACUAGAUUUGGUGAAUCCAUCAUCGAUGAAACAGGCAUUAAUUGAGGGUGCGACACGCUUACAUGAUAAUAAUAUGUUUGAACAAGGUUAUGGAAAGCUGAAUAUUUUGAAAAGCAUGAAAAUUUUAUCUGAAUAUACGCCGAAAGUAACGUUAAGUCCGCCAUAUUUGGAUUUCACCGAGGAUUAUAUGUGGCCCUACAGUACACAGUCAUUAUUUUAUACCAGCGUUCCAACCAUUGCAAAUGUAACGAUAUUGAAUGGAAUGGGUGUUACCGGUCGCUUGAUUAAUAAGCCAACAUGGCAUCCAUAUAUUUUGCAAAAUGGAAAUUUAUUAAAUGUAUCGAUCACAUACUCCGAAGUUCUAUGGCCAUGGUCCGGUUGGAUUGGUGUUCGAAUUGCCGUUAAUGAGUUGGGCGAAAAAUUCGAGGGAAUAGCUCAAGGACAUAUUACAUUGACUGUUCAAAGUCCGGGCGCAAAUGAUAAAGAGCUACGAAAUAGUACCGUUAGCUUCUAUAUUCGUGUUAAAGUUAUACCACGUCCGCCACGCCAAAAGCGAAUUCUAUGGGAUCAGUAUCAUAGUCUGCGCUAUCCACCUGGUUACUUGCCGCGAGAUAAUCUUAAAAUGAAAUCCGAUCCACUGGACUGGCGUGCCGAUCACAUUCACACAAAUUUCAGGGAUAUGUAUAUACAUUUACGCAAUGCUGGCUAUUAUGUUGAAGUACUUGGCGAACCAUUCACCUGUUUUAAUGCCACAAACUAUGGCACCUUACUAAUUGUCGACCCAGAAGAAGAAUAUUUCAAUACAGAAAUCCAAAAACUAAGAAACGAUAUAUUAGAAUUUAAUUUGAGUGUGAUCGUCUUUGCCGAUUGGUAUAAUACCAGCGUUAUUCGAAAGAUAAAAUUCUAUGAUGAAAAUACACGACAAUGGUGGAUGCCCGACACGGGCGGUGCUAAUAUACCAGCAUUAAAUGAGCUGCUUGAUCAAUUUGGUAUUGCAUUUGGCGAUGAAGUGUCCGAAGGAUAUUUCAGUAUUGGUGAUCACGGCAUGUAUUAUGCUAGUGGCACGUCGUUAAUUCAAUUUCCACAGAACGCUCAGUCAAUUAUCAUUGAACGAGAUUUACGUGAUCAAGGUUUUGAGAUAUUAACUGGUGAAACACCAAAAACUAAGCAAUCCAAACCGAUAUUGGGCUUGUUACAAACAUCAAAAACAUUUUUAAAUCAAAAACCAGAUAAUAAGAUAGAAACCAUUGAUUUAGAUAAUAGUCAAAGUCUAUUCGAUACGAUGGAGAGAGCAAUAAAUGAUGAUACAACGAAUGCUGCAUUGAAUUUGGCGGCCGAUAAAAAUCCCAUGAUAAAUAAACGAAUUUUAUUGAAAGUAAACUAUGAACCACAAAACAAUCCUGAAUUGGAUGCAAUGUCGUUAGACAUUGAAACUGACACGAAUACUAUUCAGAAUAGUAGAGAUGAUGCAAAGCAUGAAAUUAACGGAAAAUCGGACCAAUCAUUCAAUGUGGCUGGAGUGGAGAAGAGCGAGUCAAUUUAUGAUCGAAUUCCAAACGAAAAUGUGAUUUAUGAUAAAAUGAAAGUGAUGAAACAAUAUUCGGUUACUGGUGCUGGUGCUGCUGGUGCUGCCGUGUCAAAUGAUGAACAUAUUCAAAAAUUGCAUUCGAAUGAAGGGCGCAUUGUGGUGUAUGGAGAUUCAAAUUGCCUUGAUUCGUCACACAUUGAGAAACCGUGCUUUUGGUUGUUGGACGCUCUUCUUGAGUACACGAUGACAUCGCAUGUGUCAACAAUUCUCAAAGAUCUAAAUCAUUCUCCGAAUAUUAAAUUUUCAGCGACCAAUGCAAAACCAAAAAGAUUGCCCAACAACAAUUUGCAUUUAUAUUCAAAAGUUUUGAUGCGAAAUGCUGAAAUCACGAAUACCGUAGAUGGUGACAUCCCAUCAAAAACAAAUAUUCAAAUAAAACGUUCAAUUCCAAAAUGCAAUCGACUGCAGUGGGAAACGCCAAUAUUUUUAAAUAUUAGCGCUCCAGCUGAUUUUCAUUUAAAUGGACGAAGCAAAGAUGAUUUAUAUGAAGUGGGCGAAUCAAAUCUUCGGCGAAAGCUUGAAAGUCAAAAAGGAAAUCUGAGUCCAGACGACAUUGAUCUACCGGCAAAGAGUUGGCGAAAUAAGAAUCCAUCGGUUGAUAUGCCCAUGUUGAGUAAUAAAUUCGACACAAGUGGAGAGAAUGUUAGAAAUGAAAAUGUUGAUUUUGAUAGCGAUCCAUUUCCACAACAAUCACCAAAUUUAAACAAAUCUAUUCAUAUGAAAGAUGAAUCAUUCAGUCUGCCUAUGUAUAUACUAUUGAUUUUAACGUUAAUUGUAAUUAUAUUAUUUUUGAAUUGUUACCGUAAGAGAAGAAUAACGCGACGAAAUUAUUUCCCAUUCAACCGAUUGGGAUUUUAAAAAAAUAUUUCUAUCAAAUAAAAAAUAAAAUAAAAAUACAAAUUAAAUAAGUA
Molecule: messenger RNA, 4541 nt
Organism: Contarinia nasturtii (swede midge)
Lineage: Eukaryota; Metazoa; Arthropoda; Insecta; Diptera; Cecidomyiidae
Gene: S1P
Product: membrane-bound transcription factor site-1 protease
Exons: 7
Coding region: 445-4488 (1347 amino acids)
Biological process (GO): proteolysis
Cellular component (GO): Golgi apparatus
Molecular function (GO): serine-type endopeptidase activity
Source: RefSeq, a predicted model, not a curated record